AUGUCCUCCUUCAAGCGUAAAACCACGAAGCAGACUACUCCCAUAUUACCGGGAACCCGUCCUUACCCUGGUUCACCCUCGACGAUCGUAACAUCUACCGGGAUACCGUCCUUCGAUGACAUACUGGGUGGAGGGCUGCCAUUGUCUUGUUCAAGCCUCAUCGCUGCGCCAGACGUGCACUCAUCCUACGGCGAACUUGCCUCAAAAUACUUCGUCUCGCAAGGAUUGGUCCACGGACACACCAUCUAUGUCGUCGGUGAUGAAGGUGCAGACUGGGUCAAGGACUGCGUCUGGACGCGAGACAGUACAUCUUCCUUCCCCACCACGUCCUCGAAUGUCCCUGUCGACGAAGGGGAAGCAACAGCGGCAACCGACGACAAGAUCAAGAUCGCCUGGCGUUAUGAACAGAUGAAGCCCUUCCAGACUUCCGUAUCGACGUCCGCAAACGACGACGACUUUUGCGAGGCGGCCUUCGAUCUCACCUCCACGGUCCCUGAAUCCGUAAUCCGCGAUGCGCGCGCUAGCGGAAAGCUGUUCUUCAUCGACAACCCGGAUGAAGUGGUGCGCGCGCUCGACAGGCAGCUGGCAGCCGGCGGUGCGAGCGCGCCGGUGCGCAUAUGCGUCCCCUCCCUGGGCUCGCCUUGGUGGGGUGAUAUUGAGAGGAAGGAUGUUCUACGCUUCUUGCAUUCGCUAAGAGGUAUUCUACGACGGCAUCCGCACGCCUGCGCGUCCAUCUGCCUCGCCCCGCAUCUGUCUGCCGACAAGGCUCUCAUCGAGCGCGCUGGCUGGUUGUGCGAUGCGGCACUUUCGCUCUCGGCCUUUACUGCUGAUCCUGCGCUCUCCGCGACCUUCCCAUCCUACCACGGCCUCGUCACGAUCCAUACGCUCCCUGCACCGCAUACGGUACUGCCCCCGAGCGACAAACACUCGACGCUUCGGGGGUCCGGCGUGAGCGGCGAAAACAACCUAGCGUUCAAGUGCACGCGGAAGAGGAUGUUGUUCGAGACGUUGCAUCUUGACAUCGGAGGUGGCGUCGGGGAGAGGAGGACGACGCCGGCGCCGGCGAGCUUGGGAAACGUAGAUGCCAGCGAGACUAUGAGCAGAGCUUCUGCCCGGGAGUCGGACAAGGCACGGCCGGGUCUGGCGGCGGUAGAGGUGACUGUACAGGUGGAGGAUCCCAAAGAUGCAAGUAAGCCCAAAAAGGCGAAGAAGAAGGUCGGCUUUUCGUCAGAUUGGUGA
Messenger RNA from Schizophyllum commune H4-8, 1239 nucleotides. Its product is annotated as PAXNEB-domain-containing protein. Bases 1 to 1239 code for a protein of 412 amino acids. The record is from RefSeq and is a predicted model, not a curated record. Gene Ontology annotation, cellular component: elongator holoenzyme complex; cytoplasm; transcription elongation factor complex. Lineage: Eukaryota; Fungi; Basidiomycota; Agaricomycetes; Agaricales; Schizophyllaceae. The transcript is spliced from 4 exons. Gene Ontology annotation, biological process: tRNA wobble uridine modification.